Gekko japonicus is the source of this 624-nucleotide messenger RNA. Its product is annotated as CBP80/20-dependent translation initiation factor-like. The annotation marks the transcript as partial. The transcript is spliced from 6 exons. The record is from RefSeq and is a predicted model, not a curated record. NCBI's taxonomy places the organism in Eukaryota, Metazoa, Chordata, Lepidosauria, Squamata, Gekkonidae.
GCUGCCCCCGUUCUUGGUCCCUUUCCCCGAGUGAUGGAAAAUUCCUCUGCGGCUUCUGCCUCCUCUGAGGCGGGCAGCAGCCGUUCGCAGGAAAUCGAGGAGCUGGAGCGGUUCAUCGACAGCUACGUUUUGGAGUAUCAAGUCCAGGGACUGCUGACCGACAAGACGGAGGGGGACGGGGAGAGCGAGAAGACGCAGUCAAACGUCUCGCAGUGGACGGCUGACUGUAACGAACAGAUAGAGGGCAGCGGCUCCACGUCCAGAGGGAAAGGCUCCGCACCUCACAAUCAGACCCAGAAUGGCAACAAAGACGGCUCCCUUGACAUGCUGGGCACAGAUAUCUGGGCAGCCAAUACCCUCGAGCCCUUCAGCGGUGCCACCUGGGACUUGCAGCCUGAAAAACUUGACUUCACGCAGUUUCACCGAAAACUCCACAAUACUCCCAAACAUCCUCUCCCGCACAUAGACAGAGAAGGAAUCGGGAAAGGGAAAUGUGAGGACGGAGACAGCAUCAACCUGAACGAUAUAGGAAAAGUUCUCCCAGCUUGGCCGGAUAUUCAGAAGCGUCUGCGUGUUGAACGAAUCCGUGAGCGUGCCUACUCGAUAAAACUCAAAGAGGUUUAA